AGCUUCUUCCUGAAAUUCUCUCCCACACAUCCCCCUUCGCUUUCCCUCACGGUUGUUUGUUUUCUGAGUCCACGUUAGACCGUUAUAUGAGCGCUGAUGUCUGAAGAAACACGUCUGCCGAGCACAGAUGCCCCGCCUUCCGCGGAGGUCAAAACCGAAGACGUCGAAAUGGAGCAGGAAACCAUGCAAGAAGCGCAGGAAAAGCAACCAGAAACCCUCAAAAGAAAAUACGAUGAUGCCGCCGCUAAAAACGGCAAAAGUGAGCCCAAUGGCAAAUCAGAGGCUAACGGUGUAAAACUCGAAGGCGCUUCGACUCUUACGCCCGUGAUUGUAGCGCCGCGCGCACCGCAACUCGAAUACAUUCCUUUAAAAACUGGCUUGGCCUACGACGUGCGAAUGCGCUACCACGCAAAGAUCUUCACGUCCUACUACGAGUACAUCGACCCGCACCCCGAGGAUCCGCGCCGAAUCUACCGCAUCUACAAGAUUCUCGCGGAGGCCGGGCUUAUCAACGACCCGUCGCUCAUCGGUGCGGACGAUAUCGGUGACUUGAUGCUCAAAAUCCCUGUGCGCGAGGCCACGCGUGAGGAAAUUCUCCAGGUUCACACUCCGGAACAUUUGGACUUUAUCGCCUCCACCGAAAAAAUGGACAAGGAGGCCUUGCUCGAACGCACAGAGAAAGGCGACUCUGUCUACUUCAACCAUGAUUCGUACAUGGGGGCUAAGCUCUCUUGUGGUGGCACCAUCGAGGCGUGCAAGGCCGUGGUUGAGGGCAAAGUGAAGAACGCGCUUGCGGUUGUACGUCCUCCUGGCCACCAUGCGGAACCCAACGCUCCCGGCGGCUUUUGCCUCUUCUCCAACGUCGCGGUGGCGGCCAAAAAUAUCUUGCAGAACUACCCCGACUCUGUGCGAAAAAUCGUAGUGCUCGAUUGGGACGUCCACCACGGUAACGGGACACAACGCGCGUUCUUCGACGACCCGCGUGUCUUGUACAUCUCGUUGCACCGCUACGAGCAGGGUAAGUACUACCCCGGGACAACGUACGGUGGGGCGGACCAGGUUGGUGAAGGACCCGGUGCUGGGUUCACCGUCAACAUCCCAUGGCUGGUGCCGGGCAUGGGCGACGGGGAUUAUCUCUACGCGUUCCAGAAAGUGGUGAUGCCCGUGUGCUACGAAUUCGCGCCGGAUUUGGUCAUCAUCUCCUCCGGCUUCGACGCCGCGGCUGGUGAUAUUAUCGGGGGCUGCCACGUGACGCCUCCAGGCUACGGCCACAUGACACAUUUGAUGAAAGGCUUAGCGCGGGGCAACUUGUGUGUAGUGCUCGAAGGAGGCUACAACUUGGACUCGAUCUCGGUGAGCGCGCUUGCAGUCGCUCAGACAAUGGUGGGUGAGGUUCCGGGCGAGCUUGCAACCACGUUACCGAAGCCCGAGACGAUCGAAACGAUCGAGGAGGUCAUCCGCAUCCACGCCAAGUACUGGAAGUGCCUCCAGCCGGGCCACAUGGCCGUGGCGCUGCAGUCGGAGAAGAGCCUCCGUCUCGGCGAUAGCUUGCGCACGCACCAGGCAAAUACGCUCUUCCACAACCACCAAUACAUCACGUUGCCUAUCUUGGAGAGCAAGUUCCACGCGACGUUGGAGGACCAGAUCGUCGCCAGUCCUGACAUCUACGACUGCCAGACAAUUGUCAUUUCCGUGCACGACCCACCAGAGAUCUGGGGGCUGACGGACGCGCUCUCUGGGACCAUCGACAGCAUCAACUCUGUGGUGGUGGACCCGUCGCAGCAGGUUCUCGAGUGGGCGCAGGCGCGUAAAUAUGGCGUCAUCGACAUCUGCGUUCCGUUGCACUGCGACGAUGACUAUACGUACAACCCGCAGCUUGCAGGCCAAGAGCUCUUGCUCUAUGUGUGGGAUCACUACCUUCAAUUUUUCCAGGCCUCCAAGAUCGCGUUUGUCGGUGUCGGCGAGGCCUACUCCGGGAUUGUGCACCUUCUCGGGCACCGCGACGUGCGAGCGCUUGUGAAGGCGUCGAUCGGUAUCGUGGACAAACAACCGUUGCGGGCAAUUGUACCGUUGAUCGAUGAGAACGUCACCGAGUGGUACUUCCGCAACUCGUUGGUGUUCACGUCCGCAAAGCACCCGUGCUGGGAGAACGCUAACGGCGAUGCCAUCAAGAAGCCACGGAAGAAGUUUGGCCGUGUUUUGAAGGGUGACAGCGUUGGGAUGGUGGACAUCUUUGGUGAGCGCUUCGACGAGGGCUGCGACUUUAUUUUGGAUGCGUUUGAGGAGUUUGACAGUAGUGAUGAUUAGAGGGUAGAAUAAACGUAAUUUAUAAGGGUGGCUCCUAGUAGAUCCAUUGGUGGUGUCUUAGUCGUCUAGCUCGAUAGGUAAGGAAUGGCAGCUUCGAAUAGAUUGGUCUUUGAAUUUAUGGUUGAGUUUCGAUAUUUUGUACAACCUGUUAUUGCCCCCGCUGCUAGUACCCAGCAAUAUGUACUCUUUGCUCUUUAGCUUGGGAACCACGCAGCAACGCCCAAGUCUGAUCAAGUGUACUCACAGCUUUCCUGUUGUUUGCCGGGGUAAAUACUGGGCGCUCGAAUUCUAAGCAUUGUUGAC
Messenger RNA from Babjeviella inositovora NRRL Y-12698, 2610 nucleotides. RefSeq names its product histone deacetylase (gene HDA1). Gene Ontology annotation, biological process: chromatin organization. Gene Ontology annotation, cellular component: histone deacetylase complex. NCBI's taxonomy places the organism in Eukaryota, Fungi, Ascomycota, Pichiomycetes, Serinales. Bases 97 to 2307 code for a protein of 736 amino acids. Gene Ontology annotation, molecular function: histone deacetylase activity. The transcript has a single exon. The record is from RefSeq and is a predicted model, not a curated record.